GUGUGUGUGUGUGUGUGUGUGUGAGAGAGAGAUAUUUAUUCAUAAUCUGAGCUUCUGAAACAUGACUUUAAUUUUGUAGAAAUGUCAAACUGACUGAAGCAACGCUCGACUCCAAAUGUCAUUUCAGCCUCUUUCAUGUGUUGAGUCGUCCUCCUCUUCCCCGCCCGUUGAUGGGAGACGUUUGGUGUGGAGAGCAAGAGACUGGUAUCUCCUGCCAUCUGCUCAUAAAGCUUCAUCAGAGGGAGAACAAAGCUGCUCUUUCAUUUCCUGUCUGACAGGAAAUGAAAGAGCAGCUUCUGAUGGAGGAAACUUAUCAGCAUCUCUGCGUCUCCUAUCCGAGGUGAUUGUAGUGUUCAUGUGGACCAGCUGUCACUUUGCUCCUCCUGCUCGCAGGGAGGCUACUCUGGGACAAGCUGUCCUCUGAUGGACAGGAUGGAGACGGUCUGGGACAAGCUGAGAGACAAACCGUGUCUUGAUGGACAGGAUGGAGACAAUCGGGCGACGAGCUGUCUCCCGAUACAGACAGUGGAGACGAUACACUGCAGAUGCAGGAAAAACAUGGAUACUUCUGUAGAAGAUCUUCUCAGACGGGUCAAACUUACGAGAGGAAACUAAUGAAUUGAAUCUAAAACAGCUGGAGAGUCCAUUCUUAAAACUUUGAGCUAUUUUUCAGUUGAAAUAAUUGUAUCAAAUGGUACAAUAAUCCGGUGACUGCCGAUGUGUCUUUGGCCAAGGCACUCAAGCCCAAAAUAGCUCCUGUAGAGUAUGAAUGGGUGAAUGUUAGUAUCUGAUGGGCAGGUCUGUGUGGUAGAUCCGCCCAUCAGAGACUGAACGCAUGAAUGAUGUCAUGUAGUGCAAAAGAACUUUGAGAGGUCUGAAGACCAGAAAAGGGAAAUACUAGAACAUUAAGCAUGUACUCUUCAUUCCCUCUGUGUCUUUCCCUUGUGAGCUGCAGAAGUUAGUCUCCACACUGUUUGAGUGUAUAUAAAUCAGGUCUGUAUACACCUAGCCUUUAUACAUCACACUUUGAAUCGGGCCGGAGACUUUGUAGUGGACCCUCAGUGGGAGGAGCUUCAGCAGCAGGGAGGAGCUUGAAGUCAGUAUUUAGCAGGAGGUGAUGCUCUGCCAGCUGCAGUGUGAGGAGCAGCACCCAGACGGCAGGCUGGAGCCCUGGUACACCUACACCCACUGGUUCCCCAUGGCCUCGUCCCACGUGAAGCGGCCCGGCCCGGAGCCGGUCCCCCGCAUGCAGCCCGCCAUGAUGAUGUUCUCCAGCAAGUACUGGUCCCGGAGGGGUCUGUCUCUGGACUCCGCCAUGUUCCACGAGCAGCAGCAGCGCCACACGGGGGGGCGGAUGUCGAGGCGGACAUCCUUCUGUCCCAUCAACGAAGUGCCAGACAAAGAGAGCGCUGAGGAUUGUGGGAAGACGGCUGUGGUGUUUUCACUGAAGAAUGAGGUGGGCUGCCUGGUCAAAGCCCUCAGGCUCUUCCAGGAGAAGCGAGUGAACCUGAGCCACAUUGAGUCUCGGAUGUCAAAGCGAGUUGUUAAUGAGGUUGAGAUCUUUGCCGACUGCAGCUGCAGCAAGAAAGAGUUUGACGAGCUGCUCCAGCAUCUCAGAGACCACGUUAACAUUAUCUCCUCCAACACACCUGCACACCUGUGGUCUGCUGAGGCAGAUGGAGAUGAUGUUCCGUGGUUUCCAAUGAAGAUCUCUGAGUUGGAUCAGUGUUCUGACAGAGUGUUGAUGUACGGAUCCGAGCUGGAUGCAGACCACCCUGGCUUUAAGGAUGAAGUUUAUCGCCAUAGGAGGAAAUACUUUGUGGAAGUGGCCAUGAAUUAUAAAUUCGGGCAGCCCAUCCCUCGUAUCGAGUACACCCUGGAGGAGGUCAGGACCUGGGGGGUGGUCUUCAGAGAGCUCACCCAGCUGUACCCGACUCACGCCUGCAGAGAAUACCUGAAGAACCUGCCGCUGCUUAGCAAACAAUGUGGUUACCGAGAGGACAACAUCCCCCAACUGGAGGACGUCUCCCUGUUUCUCAGAGAGAGGUCUGGUUUCACUGUGCGACCAGUAGCAGGUUACCUUUCCCCCAGAGACUUCCUGGCUGGUUUGGCCUACAGAGUGUUUAACUGCACUCAGUACGUUCGUCACAGCACCGACCCGCUCUACACACCUGAGCCGGACACCUGCCAUGAACUGCUGGGUCAUGUUCCUCUUCUGGCUGACCCAAAGUUUGCCCAGUUCUCUCAGGAAAUCGGACUUGCAUCUCUCGGAGCUUCGGAUGAGGACGUUCAGAAGCUGGCCACAUGUUAUUUCUUCACCGUUGAGUUUGGACUCUGCAAACAAGACGGACAGCUGAGAGCUUAUGGAGCCGGAUUAUUGUCAUCCAUAGGAGAGCUGAGGCACGCCCUGUCUGAGAAGGCCCGUGUGAUGACCUUUGACCCCAGGACCACCUGUGACCAGGAGUGUCUCAUCACCACCUUCCAGGAGGUCUACUUUGUGUCCGACAGCUUCGAGGAGGCCAAGGAGAAGAUGAGGGAGUUCGCUAAGUCCAUAAAGAGGCCAUUCUCAGUGUACUACAACCCGUACACUCAGAGCAUUGACCUGCUCAAAGACACGCGCGGCAUCGAGGACGUGGUGCAGGACCUCCGCAGCGACCUCACCACCGUGUGUGACGCCCUGAGCAAGAUGAACACCUACAUGGGCAUCUGAGCCUGGGCCCUUACUUAGUUACUUCACUAUGUCACUUUGUCGCUCCGUUACUUUGUCACUGUCAUGUCAGCUUUAUAUUAACAACACGAUAUGUAUGUGUAUAAAUUAGACUUGAGUCCAUCAACAAUAAAAACACGCAUUAGGUGGUUUAGUCUUUCCAACCUCGUCACGUUGCUUCACUUUGUGUCUAUUAAACAAUUAUUUAAAAAACAGUUUCUGUGGAACCAAAAUAAAAUGACGUGCAUUCAACCCUGAA
Gasterosteus aculeatus aculeatus (three-spined stickleback) is the source of this 2966-nucleotide messenger RNA. RefSeq names its product tryptophan hydroxylase 2 (tryptophan 5-monooxygenase) (gene tph2). The record is from RefSeq and is a predicted model, not a curated record. Gene Ontology annotation, molecular function: tryptophan 5-monooxygenase activity; iron ion binding. Gene Ontology annotation, biological process: aromatic amino acid metabolic process; serotonin biosynthetic process. NCBI's taxonomy places the organism in Eukaryota, Metazoa, Chordata, Actinopteri, Perciformes, Gasterosteidae. Gene Ontology annotation, cellular component: neuron projection.